Molecule: messenger RNA, 447 nt
Organism: Acaulospora colombiana
Lineage: Eukaryota; Fungi; Glomeromycota; Glomeromycetes; Diversisporales; Acaulosporaceae
Source: the annotation of a GenBank genome assembly
AUGACACAGCCAGGGCAAGUUCUGCACGGUAGCUUCAAUGCGGAUACUUCACAAUCAACGGUACCUAAAGGCUCUAUUGGUAACGCUACAAAUGUUCAAACAACACAGGUCUUGAGUAGAAAUUCUUGUUCGGGUGGCGAUUCAACAACUACGUCCUCUUCCGGACUCUCCUCACAUAACACGCAACUUGAUACGUCGUCAACCGAUGCAAACGUCCCGGAAUUAGAAAAUAAAAUUAAGUUAACCCUACUACUAGUUUCAGGCAGUCGACACGCUUUCUUAUUUGAGCCCGGAGACACAGUCACCAAGGUGAAAAAUACCGUUUUUAACGAGUGGCCAAGGGAUUGGGUCGAAGAAGCCCCUGCGAAGGCCUCAUGUCUAAGAAUUGUGUAUCGGGGGCGAUUUUUAGAUGACGAUAGCACACUUGAAUGUAAGGCGUGUAACUAG